UUAGGGUUUCUCUCAUUUCUCAUUGUCUCCGCGAGGAUAGAGAGGUUAGCCGCUGUCACUCUCUCUCUCUCGGAGCGUAGCCAUGGCGGAUGUGAUUACACCGGAACCAACCCAGCCCCACCACGAUGUCAAGCUCUUCAACCGAUGGAGCUUCGACGACGUGCAGGUCAGUGACAUUUCACUGGCUGAUUACGUCGGAGUGGUACCAGCCAAGCACGCUACCUAUGUUCCUCACACUGCUGGGAGAUACUCAGUCAAGCGAUUCCGCAAGGCUCAGUGUCCAAUAGUGGAGAGGCUUACAAACUCACUAAUGAUGCACGGUAGGAACAAUGGAAAGAAACUCAUGGCCGUGAGGAUUGUUAAACAUGCAAUGGAAAUUAUUCAUUUGCUGACCGAUCUGAAUCCCAUCCAAGUUAUUGUUGAUGCCGUGGUCAACAGUGGACCUCGGGAAGAUGCAACCCGUAUUGGCUCUGCUGGAGUUGUUAGGCGUCAAGCUGUUGAUAUUUCCCCACUGCGUCGGGUGAAUCAGGCCAUCUAUCUCCUUACAACUGGUGCUCGCGAAUCUGCAUUCCGAAACAUUAAGACAAUUGCAGAAUGCUUGGCAGAUGAACUUAUUAAUGCUGCUAAGGGUUCCUCCAACAGCUAUGCCAUCAAGAAGAAGGAUGAGAUUGAGAGAGUUGCUAAGGCAAACCGUUGAGGGAUCAGAAUUGGAAGACCCAAUGUUUUGUUUGCUUCUUUCUUUGUAGUUCAAUUUUCUCUAGACUGUUGCUCGUGAACAUGUUAUUAGUUGGUGGUUUUUUUGAGUGAUGGGAAUGUACUUUAUUUUUGUUUGGAGUUUAUAUCUAUAUUUUUGAAUAUGGAGAAAGCUUCUAAGCGAGAUUUUUUUUA
Corylus avellana is the source of this 888-nucleotide messenger RNA. It is a transcript of the gene RPS5A, whose product is annotated as ribosomal protein 5A. Gene Ontology annotation, molecular function: structural constituent of ribosome; RNA binding. Lineage: Eukaryota; Viridiplantae; Streptophyta; Magnoliopsida; Fagales; Betulaceae. Gene Ontology annotation, cellular component: small ribosomal subunit. Gene Ontology annotation, biological process: translation. The record is from RefSeq and is a predicted model, not a curated record.